This is a messenger RNA of Marmota monax (woodchuck), 4664 nucleotides long. RefSeq names its product RCAN family member 3 (gene Rcan3). Bases 207 to 932 code for a protein of 241 amino acids. Lineage: Eukaryota; Metazoa; Chordata; Mammalia; Rodentia; Sciuridae. The transcript is spliced from 5 exons. Gene Ontology annotation, cellular component: cytoplasm; nucleus. Gene Ontology annotation, biological process: calcium-mediated signaling. The record is from RefSeq and is a predicted model, not a curated record. Gene Ontology annotation, molecular function: nucleic acid binding; calcium-dependent protein serine/threonine phosphatase regulator activity.
GAGGUUACACGAGGUGAAGGUGCGGGGCGCUCUGCAGGGUGCACGGUAACUGGCGCGGAGCAAACGGGAAUAAUAUUCCUAUAAACGGCCCUUGUGACUGUCGUAGGGGCCGGCGGGAGACAGGGAAACUCGCUGGUCACGGCGGAAGACGGUGCCCUAUUGAUAUCCUAAGAACUUGAAAAACAGAAAAGACCUGCUUUUAGGGGAUGAUGCUAAGGGACACUAUGAAAUCUUGGAAUGACAGCCAAUCAGACCUCUGUAGCAGUGACCAGGAAGAGGAGGAAGAGAUGGUUUUUGGUGAAAAUGAAGAUGACUUGGAAGAGAUGAUGGAUCUAAGUGACCUGCCUACCUCACUUUUUGCUUGCAGUGUCCAUGAAGCCGUGUUCGAAGUCCAGGAGCAGAAGGAGAGAUUUGAAGCACUUUUCACCCUCUACGAUGACCAGGUUACCUUUCAGUUAUUUAAAAGCUUUAGAAGAGUCAGAAUAAAUUUCAGCAAACCCGAAGCAGCAGCAAGAGCUCGGAUCGAACUCCAUGAAACAGACUUCAACGGGAAGAAGCUGAAGCUGUAUUUCGCACAGGUGCAGAUGUCCAGCGAGGCCCGGGACAAAGCCUACUUACUGCCACCUCAGCCUGCCAAACAGUUCCUCAUCUCCCCUCCCGCGUCGCCCCCUGUGGGGUGGAAACAGAGCGAGGACGCCAUGCCCGUGAUCAACUACGACCUGCUCUGCGCCGUGUCCAAACUGGGGCCAGGGGAGAAGUAUGAACUGCACGCGGGGACCGAGUCCACACCGAGCGUGGUGGUGCACGUCUGUGAGAGCGAAACUGAGGAGGAGGAACCAAAGCUCCCCAAGCAGAGAAUCACCCAGACCCGGCGCCCGGAGCCCCCCAGCGCGGCGCAGAAGGAGCCCCAGGCCUUCGACUGUGCGCUGUGAGGCUGGCGCAGCCUCCGCCGCAGCUCUGGCCGUCGCCUCCAGGGGGCGCUGUGGCCCCAGGGCAGGAGGCUGCAAGGGACCCGGGCUGCCCUUCGCUGCGGGUGGGAUGGAGGCGCCGCGGUUUCACCGGUUUGAAAUGUUGAGUGAUACUCCAAAUGGCAGGUUAAAGGAUUAGCCCCCAAGAUGUGACGCUGAUGACCGUUUUAAACAGUGACAACUAGGAACAUGGCUUCCCCACCCCAGCAAGGUUAGCGCCCCUGAUUCCACUGGGCUUGGGUACCACACAUGGAGCCGUAGCACCCUGUUUGCAGUCCCAUUUUUACAAAUUUAAAAAUAGUCUUACAGUGUUGAUCAUCUGGCUGGGUGUUUUUAUUUUGGUAUAAUGGCUUCUAAUACAUUGAUCAAGGGUAAUUGUUAUUUGGUAUACAUGACUUUUUUUUUUGCACAAAAAGAAACCUGAAAUACAGAAUAAUUCAUAAUUAUUGAUAAUGAAUAAUGAAUCUUCUUUUUUCUCUUUUUCCAAGUUUUUUUUUGUUUUUUGGUUAACCUUGGGGAAAGAAAUGCCAAAUCCACUAUGAUGAUCAGAACCAAGUGGCGCCAGCCAGUGUGUGCGCUCUUCUUACCCUUGGCAGGCUCUUAGUAGAAGCUGGGGGAGUGCUGCAUGCAGGUGGCUCUUCCUGGUAUGUCCCCCUCACCCCCAGAUGGGCUUCUGGGGAAGAACUGGUACAUGGGAAGAGGGACACAUCACAAGGAAGCUUGACUGGCUGUGGUUGGGGUGGCUGCCGCGUCCUGCCAUUGGGAACCCCAGUUCUAGCCUCUGGACGGCCAGGCCGUGUACUCUGCAGUCUGCUACCUUCCCCAGCACUGUCAGCCACUAGUUGUUGAGUUUUUCUGUGCUGUAUGUAUAUUUGUGUAUGCCAUUAAUAGUCUUGAAAGUAGAAAAGGUAACCAUGAGAUUUUUUUCUGAAGACUCUUUUAAAUUUUUCCAUUGGGAUAUUUCCAGCUUGCUGGGGAAGAAAAGUCAGGCAUACUAUUUUUCUAUGAAUUAGCAGGCGAGGGGAGAGGUCAUACUUUUGUUUUCAAUGAAAUUUCUUAUGUUGGCUUAUAGUUAUCGUUUUUCCCUAAAACAGGAUAGUUUCUCACUUAUGUUUCAGAGGUGUAUUUGAACCUCCCAAGGUAGAAGUAGUAUCUAUUUAAUGCUCUGUGUUCUAUUCAGAAUUUGCGGUCCCUCUUAACAGAAAAGGCCUGUAACUGAGCGUGCUCUGCUGUUGGCCAGGUGGCCGCUGGCUCUGUGCUGUUUUGUGUGGCAGAUGUCCAGAGCUCCCCGGACAGAUAUGAGGGAAUUGCACCGGAGUUAGAACUGAUAAACCACAGUGGUUACGCUGCAAAGAAAGAAAAAACGCAGAAAUUCAAACCAUAAUAUCUGUAUAUUGUUGGUAACAUGUUGUUGUACUUUAGUUCUUAUUAUAGUAAAUUUAUUUCUGAGGACUUAAACUCUAUUACCCAAACAACCCACAAAUUGGAGAAAACAAAAGUUUUCUGGGGUUUUUUUGCCCCUCACAUGCUGAAAUGAUAAGCUCUCCUAUUUGUAUAUAUUUGCCAUUGCUAAGCCUCGAUGUAAAUUCAGGUGAAAUUUACAAUUCCAGAAACAAGUAAUUUAUUGAAUUCAGAUCAUCAUUUGUCAGUUCAGCUGACAGCCACUCAAUAAAUUUAUUUUGCUAUUUAUUUAUUUAUAUAUUUAUUUAUUUGCAGUGGAGCCUCCCUGUGUUGCCCUGGUUGGUCUCAAACUCCUGGGCUCAGUUGAUGUUCCGGGACUCUGGCACACACCGUCACCCUGCUCCACUCCACAGUUGUAAGCUCAGGACUCUGCCUCUUUCUGAUUGCAGGAUGGACCCGACUUACCUGUCAAGAAGUGUAGAUUUUUUUUUUUAAAGAGAGAGAGAGAGAAUUUUAAUAUUUUAUUUUUUAGUUAUCGGCGGACACAACUUCUUUGUUUUGUUUGUAUGUGGUGCUGAGGAUCGAACCUGGGCCGCACGCAUGCCAGGCGAGCGCGCUACCGCUUGAGCCACAUCCCCAGCCCCAGGAAAUGUAGAUAUUUUCAACAGUUGAGAAAUUUUAAAAUUUCCUGUUAGGUAAUAUUUAUUCACUCUAAUUUUUGAAAUGAUUAAAACCCCAUAAUAUUUUGUUAUUUGGCUCGGAUUUCAUUCUCUACCUGCCAAUCAAAGAGCAUGUAAGAUUUUUGUUGUUGUUAACUCAAACAGUACAACUAAUCAGUUUAUUCUAUUUCUCUCUCUCUCUCUCUAUUUUUUUGAGAGAAAGUACUGAAUAAAUUGAAGAAAACUUUAUAAACCAAAAGUACGUGCUUUGUACUUUCUAUAUGUGUUAUUUAUAGACCAUGGAUUUAUUUUCAAAAGGCAGAUCUCAGACAUAAUUAAGCCAUGGAAAAUGCACUCAGUUUGUGGUGGGCCAGGUCCUUCGUCCAGAGUCAAGGACCUCAGACCUGUUGGAGAGGUGACCGCUGCCGUCUUUCCUUUUCCUGUCCCUCCUCUUCCUGUCCCUGUGCUUUUUUUUUUUUUUUUUUUUUUUUUUUUUCACAUUUACAUUUUCAUCUUUCUGCAUUCAAGGAAAUAAACAACUUAAAAUCAUUUUUUUUGACUGUGUAAAGGAACAGAUGAGCGGGGCGGGGGGGGGGGGGAGGAGUAGCUUCUAACUGGGGAAGUUCAUAUAAUAGAAACUCAUUUGUUUAAAAGUAUAAACUGAAAGGACCAGCUGUGUGACCCUGGCCAACCAUCUGAUAAAUACCCACUUGCUUCACAGCUCCCCAACGUCAUCAUCAGAGUGACACUGUUUUCCUUCAUCACAAAUGUGGGGCCGGGUGUUCCCAACUUGAAGGUGUCAUAAUUCCCAAAUGCGCCAGCCACGCGGCAGCUGAAGCAAGAAUAACUGCCGCGUUCAUUGGCCAAGAACAUGGUGAACGUCGUCCAGCCCGGGUUAAGAACCAUCCUGGGGCUAAGUCCAAGCACCCCUACCCACUAAAAUAAAAGCUCAUAGACUUUUCACUAAAUCAGAUGCAGGGUCUGUGCUGUAAGCCCCCAUUUCCUUUGGAAAUAGUCACAUUCAUCCAACUCUUGCAACUCGGCAUGGCCUUGACUGAGGUUUGUUCUUGUGGUACAGAAGGUUCAUGGUGAUCUAUGCAGAUAACAUGUGCUUUUCCACUUCAUCUCCUGUUUAGUCCCCAAUCAUCCAAGCUCAGAUCCGGAUCUGGAGAGAGGGCCAAUGCCGGUGCCAUUGUUGGGCCCUGUGCUCCCUGUGCUCCUCGACCCGGAGUGAGUGUGAAUAUCUGUCCCCACUGUCAUGCACACCAACCCAAGAGAACUUUCCCCACCAUCUCACUUCCUCUUAAUCGAGCCCAGGAGUUGGAUUUACUGUUGUGUCUGAACACAUUUGUGACCUCGCGUUCCGUUCUGGGGUACUGUGAGCUGUACUUCCAAAAACUGUAAUCUGUGUACACGUGUCCCACCUGUCCGUGCGCUUGGAGAGACAGCAGGGUUUGUACUUGCUUGGCCAUUGUCAGCUUUAACUCUCCUGUGGUUUGAGGACCUCUGAAUUUUCCUUGUCCUGUCGAGGGGACACAAAAGCAGAAUGUAAUUUGGGGGGGGGGAAGCUUCAUGAUGAUUUGUGACAAGUUUUGUUUUUAAAAGUAAUAAAAAUAAAGUCGCUUUUAUUUAAUCA